UAUUUUGUUCUUGUUUCCCUUGUUUCUUUUUAUUGCACUUUGUUUUGUAAAUUUGACAUAAUCAAAGAAAGAUGUCGUAUUUUGUAGCUAUUCCCCUGAAGAAAACUUCAGAAAUUGAUUUAGUUAAGCCUUUAAAGUAUGUAUUUUCUAGCUUUUGUGUCGCCGCUGAUGAACCGAUUAAUUAUGAUGAAGCUUUAACGGAAUUAAAUAAGUUACGAAUGAACUCAACCUGGAGAACGUUAGAUAAGCAUGAAAACUCGUUAGAUGUGAUGACAAGGUACUAUGACCAGCUAAAUUUUUUGGAUGCAAAAUGCCCAAAUGUUGAGUUUCAGAUACCCUUUAAAUGGAAAGAUGCUUUUGAUAAGGGAAGUUUUUUCAUGGGGUCAGCAAGUCUUACUUUGCCAACCAUAGCUUAUGAGAAGGCUUGCAUUCUUUUUAAUAUUGGUGCCAUGCAGAGCCAGGUAGCUUGCUGUCAUAUUUCAGAUACAAAAAACGAUGAAGGUUUGAAACUAGCUGCCAAGUAUUUCCAAAUGGCUAGUGGAACUUUCGCACAUUUGAAAACUAUAGCUUGUCCUCCUGCUAUUCAAGAACCUACUCCUGAUAUGAGAUCAGAAACUAUUUCUGCUUUGCAAGCUUUAAUGUUAGCUCAAGCUCAAGAAAGUUUCUUUUUUAAAGCUACUGCAGAUAAUAUGAAGGAUGCUAUCAUUGCUAAAGUUGCAUCUAGAGCAGAAGAGCUCUAUUCUGAUGCAUUAAAGUUAAUGGAGAAAGAGACUGUUCAUCAUCUAUUUGAAAAAGAAUGCCUUUCAAUGGUUGCUGGAAAGCAAGCUGGAUUUCUUGCUCUUUCUGAAUAUUACCAGUCACUGGUUUGUAAGUCAAAGAAAGAUGUUGGAGAAGAAAUUGCUAGGCUUCAAAGAGCCUUAGAUCUUGUGAGGCAAGCAGAAGCAAAAGCUAUUUUGACAUCAGAUUUCAAAGAUUAUAUUCCCAAAAUCACUCACAAUUAUGAAGAAGCUAAGAAAGAUAACGACUUUAUAUAUCACGCACGAAUUCCAGAUAUCAAGUCCCUUCCUCCAAUUGGGAAGGCUGCACUUGCUAAACCUAUCCUUCCUGGAGAUAAAUUAAAUCCAAGCUCUCAAGAUUUGUUUAGUGCCUUGUUACCUAUAGCAGUGCAACAAGCUAUGUCAGCCUUUGAUUUAAGAAAAAUGGAAAUAGUAAAUAAUGAAAAAACAAAACUCCAGAGUGAAACACAGAUGUUAAAUGGAAUAUUAGCGUCAUUGAAUUUGCCUGCUGCAUUAGAAGAUACAUCUGGUAAUCUUCUUCCUCAGUCAUUGAGGGAGAAGGCUCAAUUAGUUCAACAGAAGGGCGGAAUUGAUGCUCUGCAAAGACUUCUGAAUGAACUCCCCGAUCUCCUCCAACGCAACAAUGAAAUUCUACGAGAAUGUCAAAGUUCUUUAAAUGAUGAAGAAGAAUCAGAUAAUGAGUUGAGAUCAAAAUUUGGAAAUCAAUGGCUGCGCACAACAUCGACAAAACUGAAUCAACCGUUAAAGGACAAUAUACAAAAGUAUUCUCAAAUAAUCAGCACAGCUGUUGCAGCUGAUGGAAUUGUCAAAGAGAAAUUUGAGAAACACAGGGACAAGAUAGCUCUUCUGUGCUUACCUGAGGAUCAGAUGAUAUCCGGUAUACCAGCUGGUAGCCCAGUUGCAUCCUGCCAAUCUGUCGAACGGUUAAAGAGCUUAAUGCGUGAAGUUGAGAGGUUAAAAGGGGAGAGAGAAGAAAUUCUUCAAGAAUUUGAUAGUGCUGCCACAGACAUGAAAGCCAAAUUUCUUGUUGCAUUGAAUGAUGGAAGUGUAAAUGAAGCAGCACUUUCUGUUGAAACGUUGGGUGAAAUUUAUGGUCCCAUUCAAAAACGUGCCAGGGAAAAUAUUGAAAAACAAGAACGGAUGGUGCGGGAUAUACAGAAUGCAAACAAUGAAUUUUCUAAAGAAAAAAAUACCAGUGGUUCUGCUCAGAAAAGAGAAACUAUAAUGUGUGAGCUUGCUGCAGCACAUGAUGCCUUCAUUGAAUUAUUAGGAAAUCUUGAAGAGGGAUCAAAGUUUUAUAACAAUUUAACUGAAGUGCUAGUUACAUUUCAAAACAAAAUCAAUGAUUUCUGCUUUGCACGUAAAACAGAGAAGGAAGAGCUAUGCAAAGACCUUCAAAAAAAUAUUGUGACUCAAGCUAAUCAACCUACACCUUUAGCUCCUCCUCACCAUACAGCUCCACCAAAGCCAACAAGACCACCACCUCCAAAAACCAAUGAAAAUAGUGGACCACAGGCACAGCAGAAUUACGGUUAUCCCCCUUCUGAUGGAGCAUCACAAAUGCCUCAGCAGCACAUUCCGCCUUAUCCAGCUUAUCCUUAUCCUACAUAUCCUUAUCCAUCUGCUCCAAAUGCUUAUAAUCCAUAUGGCCAGCUUAUGAUGCCUCCAUUUCCACCUGCUCCUGGUUAUCAAGGACCACCCACUCAAUUGCCCGCUUAUCCUGGAUAUGCACCUCCAAAUCAAAAUUACCCUUAUCCCCAACAACAGUAUAGACCGUAUCCCCAAUGAGUUGCUUUUUAUUAACAGCAAGACUAUCAGUGAUAUAUGCAGUAACAUUCGACUCACAUUUCAAAUUGUUAGUGAUUUCUUGUUGCGUCUUAGUUUUUUUUUAUUUUGUGCGCUUCUUUUUUUUUGUAGAUUGUUAAAUAUAUUCCACUUAUAUUGAUCAAGCUCGAUUACAUUUUGUUUAUUUAUAUUUAUAUACAUAUUUUUUAAGAAAUAAGUAAAUAUAUGGCGAGAUGUCUUGGAAAAAUUGUUUCAAAUGUUUUGCCAUUCCAUGCUUGAUAAGGAAUUUUGUUUUAGAAUUGAUUAAAAAGCAAAAUAAUACGCUAUUAAUUAUAAUAAAGUUAUAGUAAAUCAUUAUUUAUACUCUUUCAACCAUUUCUGUACCUUCUGCAUUGUUACCUUUGCAAUUGUAUAAUAUGUAAAUUUAAUAAAGAAAAUAUUAAAAAAAUUGUUAAUGGGAAAAUAAAAAUAAUAUUUAUUUC
Parasteatoda tepidariorum (common house spider) is the source of this 3064-nucleotide messenger RNA. RefSeq names its product programmed cell death 6-interacting protein-like protein AliX (gene ALiX). Gene Ontology annotation, biological process: mitotic cytokinesis. Gene Ontology annotation, molecular function: protein binding. NCBI's taxonomy places the organism in Eukaryota, Metazoa, Arthropoda, Arachnida, Araneae, Theridiidae. The record is from RefSeq and is a predicted model, not a curated record. Gene Ontology annotation, cellular component: endosome.